AUGUCUCGCCAUGAACGAGUGCCUCGUCGUUACCGACUCGAUAACCAGAGUCGGGCAGGACAUGAUGGAAUCGGACACCCGUCGAUUACACUCUUCUCAGAAGACAACGUCUUUCCUUCAUCCUUCAAGUUCACUUUUGACACGAUCCGUGACAAUGUAUUUCGGCUAUGCUUCACCUCGGAUACUCAUCCCUUGCCCCCAUACCCAAGCGUAAAGCCGCCCAGCGUGGUUUUGGCGGAGACGCCAAAGAUUGACUUCAACUUAGACCGCCAAACAAAGACGAUCAAAACCGGCAAAGCUGAGGCCCUUGUUGAGUGGUCAAGCACCCCUAUCGUGUGUCUGAAGCUCACUGGUGGUCACGAACCGAUUUACGAAGACCUCUCCUUCCGCUCUUACGUGGUCGAUGGGCCCGGGAUAGCGCACUAUUCCAAAUACAAAAAGCACACGCUUCAUGUCGGGCUAGGCGAGAAGGCGGCGCCAAUGGACCUUUCCGGCCGUCACUUUUCCAUUACUGCCAGUGAUACUUUCGGCUACGAUGCAUAUCUCACCGAUCCUCUAUACAAACACAUCCCUCUUCUCAUAAACAUUACUCGCCACGGUUGCGUUGGGGUUUUCUCUACGACUCAUGCGCGGGCUACUUGGAGCAUCGGUUCGGAAAUUGAUGGCCUUUGGGGCCACUUCAAGGCCUACAGACAAGCGUACGGGGGGCUUGAGGAAUAUCUGAUCGUCGGAAAGAAAGUGGAGGAGAUCGUACGGACAUACGCCGAGAUCGCGGGUUUCCCGCUCCUCGUACCUCGGUACAUGAUGGGAUAUGUCGGCGGCGGUAUGAAGUACAGUAUGCAGGAUCAGCCGCGAGCAGCCGAUGCCAUCUUACGGUUUCUAUCAGAGUGCGAGGAGAAAGACAUUCCCAUCUCAGCGUUUCAGAUGAGCAGCGGGUAUACGGUAGCGGAAACCGAACCUAAAACGCGCAACGUCUUUACGUGGAACCGCCACCGCUUCCCAGAUCCAAGAGUAUUUACGAGGGAGUGUCUCCGACGGGGAGUCAGACUACUAGCCAACAUCAAACCAUACGUCCUAGCGAACCAUCCCGAGUACAAAAAGCUGGUCGACGCCGGUGCGCUCUUCUACGAUCCAGUCACAAAGAGCAGUGCCGUUGCUCGCCUAUGGAGUGCCGGCGGUGGAGAGAGCGGCGAAGGUGGCCACAUCGAUUUCACCAGCAAGACCGGCUUUGAGUGGUGGUACAACGGCUGUCGAGCCUUGAAAGAAGUCGGAAUCGAUGCCAUGUGGAAUGACAACAACGAGUAUAAUAUUCCGAGCGACGACUGGGUUUGCGCACUUGAGACGGUGGUAGCUGGCGAGGCCCAAAAGGCGAGCGAGCGUGCUACGGCGGGAACAAUGAGGUACGCCUCUUGCUCGUGGGGUGGGGAUAAUGUUACCAGCUGGGAGAGCAUGAAAGGUGGUAAUGCCUUGGCUCUGAAUGCCGGAUUCUCUCUCCUCCAGUGCUAUGGGCACGAUAUUGGUGGUAGGUAUUGGGAAAUAAAGCCUCCAGAGAUCAACGUUGUGCGCAGUGCUGACUAUCAAACUCAAGGGUUCGAGGGCCCGCAGCCGUCUCCUGAGCUUCUUUCUCAUCUAACCGCCGUUCCACCACAAAAAUGGACCGGCUGGGGCUACGAAUCAGACCCGGAAGUCUGGGGCAAGGAGAUUACCAACGGCGAGACACAAUACUGGCUCGGCGACGCGCUCUUAAUUGCUGGGGUUUACGAGCCAGGAAAGACCAGUGCCCGGGUUUACCUCCCAAAGAACACUGAACAUUCCGCCAUAGAUUGGGGUUUUCUCAAUACGAACGCGCCGUAUCAACAUUUGCCAUCUGGACAAUGGCAUACCGUAACUUCAGCCUGGUACGAUUCUAUCCCGGUUCUGGCGAAAUGCGGGACAGCUGUACCCGUAGGAAAGAAUAGGGUAACGACAUGCCGUCGAGGAAUCCAGGAAGAUGAAGACGAGUUUCCGGGUAUGGAGAAAGACGACUGGAGAGGUUUGGAAAUCUUCCCGCCGCCGAAAUGUUUUGGUCGCAGUGUAGAACUUUCCUCGAUUCCGAACGGGUCUUUUACCUUCGAAAACAGCUGGAUGGAAGAUGAUGGGAUUAGCGCUCAGUCCAAGCUCGAUAUAUGCACCGUCCGGGUUGCCUAUACCAUCAGCAGUGUUCCUGGAGACGGUAUCAUAGUGAAGGUGGCCGUCGAGAAGACCAAAAGUUGGGAGCCCCUUUGGCUUGCUCAUGGGCUGGAUGUAAUUCUUCCAGUCGGAGAGGAGCGAAGUAACUUUAACGAAUCCCACUCAGUCCCUGCGCUUCUUAAGGUUGAAACGGGCGAAGGUGGGGAUGGAGGGAUCUCCAACGCCAUCCGCAACGAGAAAUACUCCGCAUUAUCAUGGUGUUGGGGCAGCGACGACACCCUAAAGCACGAGAUUUACAUUCAUGAGGGAAAUGACGUCUUCUCCCUAGGAGUACGCAAGAACUUGUAUGACGCGCUUCUUGCCCUACGGCGCACAAACAAGAACAUAACGCUUUGGGUAGAUGCCGUCUGCAUCAACCAGAACGCCUUUUUCGAGCGCAACCACCAGAUCCAGCUGAUGAGCCUCAUUUAUGGCUUGGCUGAGAGUGUUCUUGUGUGGCUCGGUGAGGCCGACGAUGACAGUAAGGCGGCGAUGCGUUUUAUCCGCGAAAAGAUGCUCCAGCUUUCGCAAUUUGACGAGUGCUUUAAGGAGGAUGCAGCUCCGAAGUGGCGGUCAUUCCUGAACUUCAUGAGGAGGCCGUGGUUCUCAAGGAGCUGGAUUAUCCAGGAGAUCGCGCUUGCACGAGACGCCAAGGUUAUUUGUGGAAGACAAGAUAGCGACCGCAUCCAAUGGGACGACUUUGCGGACGCGGUUCAACUCUUUGUCGACAUCGAAACGAGCUCCCAUCGCAUUUCCAAUCUCAUCCAGAAACGCACCGACUUCCACAACAAACCCCGUACGUUUGAGGACGUGUCCUCGCUUCCAGCCGCCAUCCUUGUCGAAGCGACGAGGAGUCUCUUUGGGAAGUAUGACGCAGGCCUCGACCGUGGCACUCAGCGAGAACCCGUCAUGAAGCUAGAGUAUCUUGCCUGGCACUUUUCUGUCUUCGAGGUCACCGUACCACAUGACAGUAUAUAUGCGCUUCUAUCCAUCUCCAGCGAUGCAGUCCCUGCUGGCGCAAGGAAGAGUCCAGAGGCGACGGAUUCGAACGAGCCGGUGCCCAAUGCCCCGACGAAUACAGACAUCUUGAAGAAGUACAAAUCCGAAUUAAUCGAGUGGACCGUUUCGCAUUCUCGGAGAACGCACGCCCGUCAAUUCACGGUCGAUUACGAGGAAGAUUACGUGGAGGCGUGUCGCGAGUUUGUUGAAUUUUGCAUACACAAUGCGGAUCCCUCUCGCGCCCUGGACAUCCUAUGCCGGCCGUGGUCACAACCGCAAGAGAAGAUAGGGUCCCCCACCCUCAGUGCCAGGAACUACAGUGCCACGGGAAGAAAGCCAGUCGCUUCCCGAUUUUUGAGGUUCGAUAGUCCCAAGUCGCCCGACUACUAUAACAUGUUCGUUUUUGGGUUCGAGCUCGAUGAGAUUGAAGAGGUGCAGGAUGCUUCGCAGGGAGGCCACGUCCCAAUUGAAUGGGCACGUGCAUGCGGGUGGACGAGUGUGGACCAGCAGGCUCCAGAAGAAUUUUGGCGCACUUUAGUAGCGGAUCGGGGAUGGUUAUCUGCCACACCGCCCAAGUACUUCUCCCGCGCUUGCCAGGAAGCAUUCAGAUCAGCAUUCUAUACGGGGUACCUACGGCCCAGUGACCACAUCAGCCACGGCCACUCGUCUGUUCUUGCAGACUUUUGCCGUCGGGUUGAAGUGGUGGUGUGGAACAGGGCACUUGUAAAGACGAAAAGCAACCGAAUCGGGCUUGUGCCAAAGGGCGUGCAAAAAGGAGACCUUGUCUCAAUCUUGUACGGGUGCAGCGUUCCCGUUAUCUUGCGCAGGUUCAAGAAAAAUGCCACCGAGUACGAAAGAGAGAAGAUGGAGAAGGAUAAGGAAAAGAAGGAGAAGUGGGCCUACCACGCCAAGAAUUUCAUAUCGGCAAUUGAGCGUCGCAGGACGCGGAGGAGGGAAUCAAAUGCUCAGACGGCUCUGUCUCCCAUAUCCCCAAGGGCGCAGGCAUUCUUCUCAGACUCGGUACCGACAAAGUCUGCUAGAUCCCAUUCUUCUAUGUCGCCAUCCAAAGCGCCCAUGAAACCCCCAAAGCCAGACAGGCUACUAUCUGAGAGAUCUGCUGUUGUCGACUUCGAUAGUUACGACUCGGACCCAUUUUCAGCAUUAACUCCCACCCAACAUUAUCACCUAUUCAAAGGCGAGUGUUAUAUACACGGAAUGAUGGACGGCCAAGCUAUUCAGUAUCGAGAGAAGAGUGGUAUCCAGAAUUCACUUUUUGAGAUUCGGUAA
Molecule: messenger RNA, 4494 nt
Organism: Scedosporium apiospermum
Lineage: Eukaryota; Fungi; Ascomycota; Sordariomycetes; Microascales; Microascaceae
Exons: 7
Coding region: 1-4494 (1497 amino acids)
Biological process (GO): carbohydrate metabolic process
Molecular function (GO): carbohydrate binding; hydrolase activity, hydrolyzing O-glycosyl compounds
Source: RefSeq, a predicted model, not a curated record